Messenger RNA from Choloepus didactylus (southern two-toed sloth), 5051 nucleotides. It is a transcript of the gene AP3D1, whose product is annotated as adaptor related protein complex 3 subunit delta 1. The record is from RefSeq and is a predicted model, not a curated record. Gene Ontology annotation, biological process: anterograde synaptic vesicle transport; neurotransmitter receptor transport, postsynaptic endosome to lysosome; synaptic vesicle budding from endosome. Gene Ontology annotation, cellular component: AP-3 adaptor complex; endosome membrane; membrane coat. The transcript has 32 exons. The coding region runs from base 266 to 3922 and encodes 1218 amino acids. NCBI's taxonomy places the organism in Eukaryota, Metazoa, Chordata, Mammalia, Pilosa, Megalonychidae.
CCGCCAUCUUGUCCGCCAUUUGCAAUCGGCCCUGAGCGGGAGCGCGGCCCCUGCGAAGCGGGUCGGCGCCGCCGCUACCGCCGCUGCCUCCGCUACCGCUCCUCCACGGACCCCGCCGCCGACCUGGCCUGGGAGUCCGCCCCGCCGCGGCGGCCGGCAGCGCAGCGCUCCCCGGGCGGCACGCGCGACCCCCGGGCCCCGGCCCCGCGCCCGCUUGCGGGCCUCCCGGGGCUCGAGGCCUGCGCGUUCCCCGGCGGCCGCCGCGAUGGCCCUCAAGAUGGUCAAGGGCAGCAUCGACCGCAUGUUCGACAAGAACCUGCAGGACCUGGUCCGCGGCAUCCGCAACCACAAGGAGGACGAGGCGAAGUACAUCUCUCAGUGUAUUGACGAAAUCAAGCAAGAGCUGAAGCAAGACAACAUUGCAGUGAAAGCGAACGCCGUCUGCAAGCUGACGUAUCUGCAGAUGUUGGGGUACGACAUCAGCUGGGCUGCUUUCAACAUCGUGGAAGUGAUGAGCGCCUCCAAGUUUACGUUCAAGCGCGUCGGCUACCUGGCUGCAUCUCAGUGCUUCCACGAGGGGACCGACGUCAUCAUGCUGACGACCAAUCAGAUCCGCAAGGACCUGAGCAGCCCCAGCCAGUACGACACUGGAGUUGCACUGACUGGUCUGUCCUGUUUUGUUACCCCAGAUCUUGCGAGAGACCUGGCAAACGACAUCAUGACGCUGAUGUCACACACAAAGCCUUACAUCAGGAAGAAGGCCGUGCUGAUCAUGUACAAGGUGUUCCUCAAGUACCCCGAGUCGCUGCGCCCUGCCUUCCCGCGGCUGAAGGAGAAGCUCGAGGACCCAGAUCCUGGGGUCCAGUCAGCGGCGGUUAACGUCAUCUGCGAGCUGGCCAGGCGCAACCCCAAAAACUACCUUUCCCUCGCCCCGCUCUUCUUCAAGCUGAUGACCUCAUCCACCAACAACUGGGUCCUCAUCAAAAUCAUCAAACUGUUUGGUGCUCUGACUCCACUGGAACCGAGGCUGGGCAAGAAGCUCAUCGAGCCACUCACCAACUUAAUCCACAGCACAUCUGCCAUGUCUCUCCUCUACGAAUGUGUGAACACGGUGAUUGCAGUUCUCAUCUCCCUGUCCUCCGGCAUGCCUAACCACAGUGCCAGCAUCCAGCUUUGUGUCCAGAAGCUGCGGAUAUUAAUAGAAGACUCUGACCAAAACUUGAAGUACCUGGGGCUGCUGGCCAUGUCCAAGAUCCUGAAGACGCACCCCAAGUCCGUGCAGUCCCACAAGGACCUCAUCCUGCAGUGUCUUGACGACAGGGACGAGUCCAUCCGGCUGCGGGCGCUCGACCUGCUCUACGGGAUGGUGUCCAAGAAGAACCUGAUGGAGAUUGUGAAGAGGCUGAUGAGCCACGUGGACAAGGCAGAGGGCACGACCUAUCGUGACGAGCUGCUCACCAAGAUCAUCGACAUCUGCAGCCAGUCCAACUACCAGCACAUCACCAACUUCGAGUGGUACAUCAGCAUCCUGGUGGAGCUGACGCGGCUGGAGGGCACCCGCCACGGCCACCUCAUCGCGGCACAGAUGCUGGACGUUGCCAUCCGUGUCAAGGCCAUCCGCCAGUUCGCCGUGUCCCAGAUGUCCACACUGCUGGACAACGCCCACCUCAUCGCCAGCAGCACCCAGCGCAGCGGCAUCUGCGAGGUGCUCUAUGCCGCCGCCUGGAUCUGCGGGGAGUUCUCCGAGCACCUGCAGGAGCCCCACCAGACCCUGGAGGCCAUGCUGCGGCCCAAGGCCACCACCCUGCCGGGGCACAUCCAGGCCGUGUACGUGCAGAACGCAGCCAAGCUGUACGCGGCUGUGCUGCAGCAGCGGGAGCAGGCCUCGGACCGGGAGGCAGCCCAGGACAUCACGCGGCUCCUGGUUGACCGGCUGCCCCAGUUCGUGCAGAGCGCGGACCUGGAGGUCCAGGAGCGGGCGUCCUGCAUCCUGCAGCUGGUCAGGUACACCCAGAAGCUUCAGGCCAAGGACGUGCCGGUGGCCGAGGAAGUGAGCGCUCUCUUCGCCGGGGAGCUGAACCCCGUGGCCCCCAAGGCCCAGAAGAAGGUCCCCGUCCCCGAAGGCCUGGACCUGGACGCCUGGAUCAACGAGCCCCUCUCGGACAGCGAGUCUGAGGACGAGAAGCCCAGGGCCAUGUUCCACGACGAGGAGCAGAGGCACGCGAAGCAGCGGCCGCCCGAGGUGGACGAGGAGGAGCUGGCCCGGCGGCGGGAGGCCCGGAAACAGGAGCAAGCCAACAACCCGUUCUACAUCAAGAGCUCUCCGUCCCCUCAGAAGCGCUACCAGGACACUCCGGGUGUGGAGCACAUCCCUGUGGUGCACAUCGACCUCUCGGUGCCUCUCAGGGUCCCAGGGGUGCCCAUGUCCGACCAGUACGUGAAGCUGGAGGAGGAGCGGCGCCACCGUCAGAGGCUCGAGAAGGACAAGAAGAGGAGGAAGCAGAAGAAGGAGAGGGAGAAGCGCGGCCGGCACCGGCGCCACAGCUCCCUGCACACGGAGAGCGACGAGGACAUCGCCCCCGCCCAGCAGGUGGACAUCGUCACCGAGGAGAUGCCCGAGAACGCUCUGCCAAGCGAUGAAGACGACAAAGACCCCAACGACCCCUACAGGGCCCUAGACAUCGACUUGGACAAGCCCUUGGCCGACAGUGAGAAGCUUCCUGUCCAGAAACACAGAAACGCGGCUACCUUGAAGUCCCCCGAGAAAGAGGACGUCCCUGUGCUGGAAAAAAAGAAUCAGAAACCCAAAAAGAAAGAGAAGAAGCACAAGGAAAAAGUGCGAGAUAAGCAGAAGAAGAAGGAGAAAGAGAAAGAGAAGGAGAAGAAGGGCGAGGACCUGGACUUCUGGCUCUCCCCGCUGCCGCCUGCUGCCGCCCCGUCCCUGCCGAUGGAGGAGCCCAGGCUGGAAGCUGUCGUCACAGCCCCGGAGGAGGAGCAGGGGGGCAGAGAAGCUGGGCAGGAAGGACACGAGGACGAGGACCGCAAGGAGCAGGAGCAGGGGGAGAAGUCUCCAAAGCCCAAGAAGAAGAAGCACAAGAAGGAGAAGGAAGAGAAAUCAAAAGAAAAAAAGAAGUCGAAGAAGCAGCAUCACGGCGACGGGGCGGUAGCAGAGCCUGUGCAGAACGGCGCGCUGGAUGAGGAGCCUCUCCCGCCCAUGUCCAGCUACUCCCUCCUCGCCGAGAACGCCUACGUGAAGAUGACCUACGACCUGCAGGGCAGCCUGCAGGAGGACAGCCGGGUCACCGUGUCCGUGAUCCUGGAGAACCAGAGCAGCAGCCUCCUGAAGGGCAUGGAGCUCAGCGUGCUGGACUCCCUCAACACCAAGAUGACCCGGCCCGAGGGCGCCUCUGUGCACGACGGGGUCCCCGUGCCUUUCCAGCUCCCCCCAGGCGUCUCCAACGAAGCACAGUUCGUGUUCACCAUCCAGAGCAUCGUCAUGGCUCAGAAGCUCAAGGGGACACUGUCCUUCAUCGCCAAGAACGAUGAAGGGUCGACCCACGAGAAGCUUGACUUCAAGUUGCACUUCAGCUGCUCGUCCUACCUGGUCACGACACCCUGUUACAGUGACGCCUUUGCCAAGUUGCUGGAGUCUGGGGACCUGGGCAUGAGCUCGAUCAAAGUCGACGGCAUCAGUAUGUCCUUCCAGAACCUUCUGGCAAAGAUCUGCUUCCACCAUCACUUUUCCGUUGUGGAACGAGUGGAUUCCUGUGCCUCCAUGUACAGCCGCUCCAUCCAGGGCCACCACGUCUGCCUCCUGGUGAAGAAGGGAGAGAAUUCCGUGUCGGUCGACGGGAAGUGCAGCGACGCAACCCUGCUCAGCAACCUGCUGGAGGAGAUGAAGGCCACGCUGGCCCAGUGCUGACGGCUGCUUGGGGACGGCGCCGCGAGGCAGAUUUCAAGUGUUACGUCACUCCCGCGUCCCCGGGAACCAGGUCCAGCCGGGCGGCUGACUUCCAUCUGCCCCAGGGUACAUGUCGCGUUCAUUUAUUUCAUCGUCCUUUUGUACUUUGACUCUUCUUCACUCUCUGUGGCAAGAAGCCCCCUGCUCCAGCCCCCAAACCAAGGAGGGGCCCCCGUGGCCAGCAGUGCCUCCCGCCCAGCUCUGCUCCCCAUUCUGAGCAGGGCGGCUCUCCUCUCAGGCCCACAGGGGCCACCCAAAGAGGGAGAGUGACCGCUGUCCCGGGCACCCUGGCCGCCCAUUUCUGUAAAACCACCUGGGUCCUCAGGGCCCCAAAACAGACCUCCCGGCGGGGUCUGCAGGGAGGUGAUGGGCAGGCUGGGCUGGCCACGCGGUCCUCAGGGCAGGGGAGCGGUCAGCGCAGGUCAUUGUCCACUACUGGUGUCCUCAGUGUCCCCCCACACCGCAUCCACGUGCCGUGGCCAGGCCCCAGGACCCCAGCUGAGGGCCGAGCUGCAGGGCUAAAGGCGCUUGGAGGCUGAGGCGGGGGCUGCGGCCUGGGGAGGCGGGCCCGCCAUGGUGGGAGAUCCAGGCGGAGCAGGGACCAGCCUUUACUUUUUCCUGCUGGGUAUACCUGUCCACUUUGUUUGGGAGGUGAGCAUUGGCGUCGUACAAUUCCACGUCCCCUCGCCUUGUCUCUGUCUACACCACAAGGUUUGUCUUCAUGCUGUCCCUGUAGCUGCCGGGGGCCUGGGGUGAAGGAACUGGGAGGGACAAGCACCCUCUCCCCUGGGCCAGGUCAGCACGCUGGGGGCUGCCGCCUCUCCAUGCUAGCCCGCCGUGCGUGAGGCUGAACUUCCCUCGGACGAUGGUCCUCGGGGACAUUUUAACUUUUCUUUUUGAUGAACUGUCACUUUAGCAUGUAAUCUAUUACAGAAUCCCGUGCAGUGAUUCUAGAAUUUUGAAAUUGUAUGAUGUGUUAUAUAAGAAUUUAUUUGCUAUCGACAUUCCCGUAUAAAGGAGAGAGACAUAUCAUGCUGCUGUAAUGAUUUUGUGUCGAGAUGAUCCAAUAAAAUUGCAAAACACAUGUUAA